AUGGAAGACCAUGUAGAUGAACCCAAAGAGAAUAGUAGGGCAGUUAAUUCCGGUGCAAACAAAACUGUGUACAGGAGCGCUAAUUAUAAUGAUGGCUCCAUUCGGGAAAAUGGCUUGCGAGUUGCUAACGGUGUUAAACCCAAAGUGCUUUAUCCACUAAGUGGUAGGUCAGAGUCGACUGACCCCGGUUUUAACAGCGAAGAUGAAACAGGUGAGAUCACUGCGGCCACACUUCUCUCCCCUGAAGAUUUUGACUCGCGAGCCGACGAUAUUAUAGCGAGAGUGAAAGGGGAUUUGAAGCUCUCCACCAAAUACUCAAUUGGGGACUUCAAUAACAUAUCAAAUGCAGCAAGUUUUGUGGCCAUGAAGAGUUCCCCGUCCAAAGAGGCUGAUGUUAGUGAGAACAGCCUUGCCAGCCAUGUUUGCCCUACUUGUGAAAAACUAAUGAUGCCCCCCAGUUCUAGCGCCAUGCUGCUCAUCCCGUGCGGUCACACCCUGUGCACGAAUUGCAGCCUUCGCACCAAGUAUUGCGCAAUGUGCGGAUGUGCCGUGCAGCCCACUACCCCGAACAUCAUGCUGCAACAGACCAUCACCAACUUCCACACUAAACAGACACAAAGACAGACAACCACUACAUCCAUUUGCACGAUACCGUAUAAAGAACUCCGUAGAAGAAUACCAGAAUCUCCUAACAAGACGAGAUAUUCUUUAGGAGGAAGCAGAAAAUAUCACUUCCGUAACAGAAGACCUCUCCCAUCAGUUGAAGCGUGAACGAAAAGAGGUGUACAGCAUUGAGAGCAAGGAAAAGCUUGUGGAAGCUGAAAUCUCAAAGCUUCAACAACAACUAGAGCAACUGGCCAGUCAUCGGAUGGAGUACGAGAGAAAGUGUGAUGAGAUAGAGAUACAGUCAAAAGAGGAAACCAACCGACUGAACCUCGUUAAAGACUCGCUGUCAUCUGUUCAGCUUUAAAUAGACAAGGUGAAACUUCCAGCCGGCCACUGAGGCAAAACAAGAAGAAAAAGGAGUUGCUAAGUAAGGAAACGCAUGAUGUCAAUAUCUACUGAGAGGAUACAACAGUUCCUUCCCCUGAUCAAUCACUAGAGUUACCUUCCCUGGUUGUUACAACGAUCCCAAUAGAUCACUUGAAAUUCUUGAAUGUAACAUCAACCAUUUCCGUGAAAACUUUGCCAAGCAAAAUGUUACUUGGUAGCAUGAAAGAAGACAAUUGAUUUUAAAACCUUAAAGGGAUCUUUUCACGCUUUGGUAAAUUGACAAAAUUAAAAAAAUUGUUUCAGAUUCGUAAGUUUUCGUUUUAGUUAUGAUAUUUGUGAGGAAACAGUAAUACUGAACAUUAACCAUGCUCUAAUAUAGCCAUUAUAUGCAUCUUUUGACGAUUUUAAAACCUACAAAUUAUAAAGCGUUGCAACGCGAAACGAUUGAAUAAUUUGGAGAGUUCUGUUUUUGUCGUUAAAUUUUGUGAAACUACGAAGAUUGCUUAUAUGAGG
This is a messenger RNA of Dreissena polymorpha, 1506 nucleotides long. RefSeq lists its product as uncharacterized. The transcript has 5 exons. Lineage: Eukaryota; Metazoa; Mollusca; Bivalvia; Myida; Dreissenidae. The record is from RefSeq and is a predicted model, not a curated record. Bases 1 to 771 code for a protein of 256 amino acids.